AAAACCAGAUUCUCUCUCUUAUUGUUACAGUUGUGAGUCUGGGGACAGACCUUUAGCCAAGUAAAAAGCUUUACAAAAGAAACAAAGAAAAACCCAAACCCCAGACUAGCCCUUGUUUUUUCUUGUUCAUUUCUUUUCUCUUUCCUUGCAUGAGGCAGGGCCAUGAUUUGAGUGAACCAGACAAAGGUUUCCUCAUUGUCCAAAACCUAUCUUCUUCAACUUCCUUAUUCUUUUUUUUUUUUUUCUGAUUGGACCCGUUAAAAUAAAAAAUUGGGUAAUGCUGCUUUUGUUUGGUUGGUGGUCUGGUGAAAUGAGUGAUCUUUACUUUCCCCGGAAAAUGAGGGAAAGUUUGAGAAAAUAAGUAUAGGCCAAAACCAGCUAAUACACCAAGAUUUUUACUUUUUUUUUUUGGUUUCAUACACUUUCACUCUUCUUUUUCUUCCUUUCCUGUUUUUGUUUUACUUUUUGCUGGGGCUGCAUCAUUUGAUGCGAAAAUGAGGAAGCAUGGAUGGCAGCUUCCUUAUCAUCCACUCCAGGUGGUGGCUGUUGCUGUGUUCUUGGCACUUGGAUUUGCUUUCUAUGUGUUCUUUGCUCCAUUUGUUGGGAAGAAGAUGUUUCAAUAUAUUGCGAUGGGAAUCUAUACUCCUCUUAUUACAUGUUGCUUUGGCCUAUAUAUUUGGUGUGCGGCGGCAGAUCCUGCAGAUCCUGGAGUCUUUAAGUCCAAAAAGUAUCUCAAAAUUCCCGAAAACGGAAAGUGUGCUGGACCAAAGGAUUCUAAAUUAGGUGGGGAUUCAACUACGUCGUUGCAUGAUGAUAAUGCUACUUCAGCUGGAGGAAAAACUCUGGAAAAGGAUGCAGCAGCUACAGGUGAAACCUUGAAAGACACCGGUGUUGAAAUUGGGGCAAACGAUGCUUCAUUGAAGCAAUCGUCUUGUUUGCUAUGGAUUUUCUUUCCUUGUGCUUUUUUCUGCAAAUGCUCUAGCUCAAACAAAGAAUCUUCUGAGCAACAGAUGAGUGAAGAUGGCAUGUUUUAUUGCAGUUUGUGUGAAGUUGAGGUUUUCAAAUAUAGCAAGCACUGCAGAGUCUGUGACAAAUGUGUUGACCAUUUCGAUCAUCACUGCAGGUGGCUAAACAAUUGCAUAGGCAAAAGGAACUACCGACAAUUUUUCACUCUCAUGGUUUCUGCCCUUCUAUUGCUUAUUCUACAAUGGUCGACUGGAAUCCUUGUACUUAUCUGCUGUUUCAUUGAGAGGAAGCAGUUUUCUUUGGAUAUUGCAUCGAAGUUGGGAAGCAGUUUCUCUUUGGUUCCAUUUGUUAUUGUGGUUGCGUUGUGCUCCAUUUUGGCUAUGAUUGCAACAUUACCUCUUGCACAGCUUUUCUUCUUUCACAUUCUACUCAUGAAAAAGGGAAUCACCACGUAUGAUUACAUAAUAGCUUUGCGUGAGCAGGAGCAAGAGCAACAAGGAGUUGUUGGUCAGCACAGUCCACAAAUGUCUCCUGUCAGCUCACUUACUGGAUUAAGUAGUGCUAGUUCCUUUUCUACUUUUCACAGGGGUGCAUGGUGUACUCCCCCACGCCUGUUCCUUGAAGAUCAGUUUGACGUUGUUCCUCCGGAUACUGCAUCUGUGAGUUCAUUUGGAAAAAAAAUGGCAGGGGAGGAACCGAUUAGGAAGAAGAACCCCGGAGCAGUUAAGAUCAGUCCAUGGAUGUUGGCACGGUUAAAUGCGGAAGAUGUUUCAAAAGCCGCAGCUGAAGCAAGGAAAAAGUCAAAAAUCCUGCAGCCUGUGGUGAGACAUGAAGCCCCUUUUGGGCCAGAAGCUGACAGCAGCUUUGGCAGCAGUGGCAGGCGAAUGUUCCCCAGACCUGAUGGCAACAGAAGAAGAGCAUCUAAGCGGGUGCGUCUUCCAGCUGACCUGCCCCUGGAGCCCUUAAUGAACAUUCCUGCUAAAGCAGCUGAAAAAGGUUUCAAUGACACAUCAAGUAGUUUGGCACCUCUUCAGCGGGAAGCUCUAAGUGCUUUCCAAACUAGCCGAGCAAUGUCAGGCUCUGUUGGGAUUGUUGCCUCUUCACCUGAGAGCAGUUUAGACUCACCAGAUAUUCAUCCAUUUCGAGUCUCUUCAUCAGGAGCUGAAGAAUCAACACGACUUACAGGUUUACCUCCUGUCACAAUGGGUGCUCAGAAGGGAUUUCCAUUGUCGAGAUCUACUAGUGAUGGGUAUGAAGCAUCUGGUGGGGAAGAUAGUGAUCGAGUUCCUUCCAGAAUGAUCCAGAGAUCAACAAACUGGAGCAAUGUUCUCUUUGGUUCUGAACAGGAUGAGAGGGUUGUUAAACUAAAAGCACCAUCUUCUUCCAGCCAGACUAACAAUAGAAUGCUGUGACUUAUUGUGAAUCAAUGACGUUAAUUGAUUUGGAUUAAAAAGUUCAUUCUUUAAUUUAUGGACGUGAGAAUUACAAGUACCAGAGAGACAAUCCUCGUUCAAUUGAUUUGGAAUUUUUUGAAUAUUGGCUUUUGAGAUCCUCAAAGUCAGGGCCUCAUGGGAAGGGAUGACGACGGCUGUAAAGACGACUCUGAUUUCCAUCGAGGCAACACUAGCUACACGAGUUUCAUUGAAGAGUCAGUUAUUUGGCACUUGCAUUUGUGGGAUUGACAAGAAGGAAAGGUUUUUUGUAUGUCCUGGGUAUAACACUCCAUUGUAUUUGCGUGUGGGUUUUGGUGAAAGUGAUUCCUCAUGGUACUUCUCUUGAACAUUUCCUGAUUUUCUGGAAGAAAGUGAAAAAAUUUACGUACAGCCCAUGUUGAAUCA
Messenger RNA from Durio zibethinus, 2804 nucleotides. Its product is annotated as putative protein S-acyltransferase 22. Gene Ontology annotation, biological process: peptidyl-L-cysteine S-palmitoylation; protein targeting to membrane. Gene Ontology annotation, molecular function: protein-cysteine S-palmitoyltransferase activity. Gene Ontology annotation, cellular component: endoplasmic reticulum; Golgi apparatus. Lineage: Eukaryota; Viridiplantae; Streptophyta; Magnoliopsida; Malvales; Malvaceae. The record is from RefSeq and is a predicted model, not a curated record.